GGCUGCUGUCAGUUUCGAAACUUUUCUUUCUCUCUUUCCGGCAUCUUCAACAAUUGUGUGCACACACUUUUGUUAAGUUGAAUUAGUUUUUAUUGAAAAACUACCUUAAUAAUCCGCCAAAAUGCCACCAAAAUUCGACCCCAACGAAAUCAAGCACGUUUACCUGAGGUGUGUCGGUGGUGAAGUCGGUGCCACUUCAUCCUUGGCCCCAAAAAUUGGUCCACUUGGUUUGUCCCCGAAAAAGGUUGGUGAUGACAUUGCCAAAGCCACCGGAGAUUGGAAGGGUCUGAAAAUCACCGUGUGCCUCACGAUCCAGAAUCGACAGGCUGCGAUUUCUGUUGUUCCAUCUGCGGCUUCCUUGAUUGUGAAAGCACUCAAGGAACCUCCACGGGACCGCAAAAAGGUGAAAAAUAUCAAACACAACGGUAACAUCACCUUUGACGAAGUGAUCAGCAUUGCCCGGGUGAUGCGACCGCGCUCAAUGGCCCGAGAACUGUCCGGAACCUGCAAGGAGGUGCUGGGAACCGCCCACAGUGUUGGAUGUACGAUCGACGGGAGGGCCCCGCAUGAUGUUAUUGACGACAUUAAUAGCGGAGCUGUUGAGUGUCCAUCCGAGUAAAUUGGUACUCAAAUUCCAAGAAAAGAACCAUCGCAAGGUUUUGAAAUGAGAACACGGUUGAAUAAAACUAUAAUUACAAUUUGAAUAAAAA
Molecule: messenger RNA, 710 nt
Organism: Uranotaenia lowii
Lineage: Eukaryota; Metazoa; Arthropoda; Insecta; Diptera; Culicidae
Gene: RpL12
Product: 60S ribosomal protein L12
Exons: 3
Coding region: 122-619 (165 amino acids)
Biological process (GO): translation
Cellular component (GO): cytosolic large ribosomal subunit; ribosome
Molecular function (GO): large ribosomal subunit rRNA binding; structural constituent of ribosome
Source: RefSeq, a predicted model, not a curated record